Molecule: messenger RNA, 2831 nt
Organism: Myzus persicae (green peach aphid)
Lineage: Eukaryota; Metazoa; Arthropoda; Insecta; Hemiptera; Aphididae
Product: protein rhomboid-like
Exons: 11
Coding region: 767-2047 (426 amino acids)
Cellular component (GO): membrane
Molecular function (GO): serine-type endopeptidase activity
Source: RefSeq, a predicted model, not a curated record
UUGACGCGUAUGUCGUGCCGAGUGAGUGUGCGCACGAGAUAUAUGAAAACGACAGUAACAACGUUUGCAAUAUUACUGUUAUUAUUAUCAUUCCUCAUUAGAUACCAUAUACCGUGCACAGGUUGCGACCGCGAAUCGCACGUGCGCCGAGCCCAAAUAUUAAUACUAUCAUAGACGGGGCCUGGAAACUAUUUAGUGCAGUGCGCGCGCCUGCGCUUUUGCGUCCCACGUGUCUGCACGCGGCUCGCGCGACACGAUCACAACACUAUUGACCUUUGCCCGUUCAUACCGGCCCCUCCAUUUCUCGCGCGCGCGGCGCCUCCCCCGCAGAAGUAGCAGUAGUAGGCAGCGGUACGGAGCGUUUUGAAUACGUCGCGCCAGUAACGCGCGCGCGUGGUGCGUGUACAGCGACAGUGCGCUAUGCCCGUCGGGUACCCAACGUGUUCGUCAAGCCGUUUUUACGAUUUACGUGAUAUCGUCGAUAUUACUUCUAUACAAUUGAUUUUAUUAAUUAAUUAUUUCGAUUAAUUGUUGCCAUCAUAAUUAUUCGUAACACCGACCGCGGUACCGGACCAUUUUAUUUUAUUUUCCCCGUCACGUGUGUCCCGGCCGUAUUGAAGUCGCUCGAUAAGGAACACACGGCUGCGGAGUGCUGGCGUUCACGUUCUUCCACUUACUACAACAAUAUAUUAUUAUUUAAUAUUUCAAUAUUAUUUAAUAAGCUGUCGUCUCUGCUUCGCAUCGGGCCAGCGGAUAAAUAUCUGCGAUGAGAGUGGGCCGAAGAUAUUUUGAACUCAUGGUUUCUGUGAUCAAUCCAUCGUCGGAUCUAUACCAUCACAGUCCUUUAGCACCUUUAGCAUCAUUCGACUCCCCCGGUUCUGGGAUCGAAUCGUCCAGUACGCAAUCGGAAAAAAAUUGUCCGUUCAAAGACUUCAUAUUAAACGAUAAAUGGAGACGUAUAUUUGAUCAAUACGAUCCUGAAGGGUUUGGGGAAAUUCCGUGGAACGAUUUCUUGAUGUUAUUGAAUUCGUCGGAUUUCGUGAAAUCCAUAUCUCAGGAGAAACGCGAUAUCCUCCUUGAACGAGCUCGGCAAUCAAACACGUCUGCUAUAACUUUUCAAGAUUUCGUCAAUAUCAUGUCCGGAAAAAGGAGGCGGAGUUUUAAAUGUGCCAUUCAUCACAGGGACAAAGAAGUUAACAGCGAAAACGAUUUUCAUAUUAUAUUCCAAGAACCAACGUUACGCCAAAAAAUGGUACGUCUUGUGGCAGAGGAGUUCUUGACGGACGAAAGAGAUCGGAAAUAUUAUGCAGACAACUAUCGCUGUUGCCCGCCGCCACUCUUUAUACUACUCAUUACAAUUUUUGAGUUGGGAACCUACCUAUAUUACUACUCUCUAACUUUGGGUUCUACACCUGCUCCCGGUGACAUAUGGGCAUCUGUCGCCGCUCCUGUGCCAAUGGACAGUGUGUUCAUAUAUAGACCUGACAAACGACAACAAUUGUGGAGAUUUAUGCUGUACAUGUUCUUACAUGUUGGUUGGGUCCAUCUGAUAUUCAAUUUGACCGUUCAAUUGCUUGUGGGUCUUCCAUUAGAAAUGGUGCAUGGUUCACUCCGGAUAGGGGUUGUGUACAUGGCUGGUGUGUUAGCAGGUUCCUUGGGUACGUCGGUCUUUGAUAGUAACGUGUAUCUUGUUGGUGCUUCGGGUGGAGUGUAUGCUCUAUUGGCUGCUCAUUUGGCCAACGUUAUGUUGAAUUACAACAACAUGGAAUUUGGUGUGUUUCGGUUGCUUGGCAUACUGUUCAUCGCCAGCGUGGACGUCGGUUUCGCAGUGUACUGCCGUUACGCCUUCGAACCAUCGUCGAACGCUCCGCCCGUCAGCUACGUUGCUCACAUAGCCGGCGCGUUGGCCGGUCUCACCAUCGGUCUGCUGGUGUUAAAAAACUUCGAGCAAAAGCUCCACGAGCAGUUGAUAUGGUGGUUCGCGCUCGGCGUGUACGCCAUUUGCACGCUGUUUGCGGUCGUGUACAACUUGAGCCAUCCCUGUUGAGGAGACCGACCUACACACAGUCCACCUAUAUAUAAUAUAUAUAUAUAUGUAUGAUGUAUGUGUGUGUGUGUGUGUGUGUGUGUGUGUGUGGAGGGGCGAUGGACACGGUGUGUGAGGAAGUCCGAAGUUGUGGCCGAGAAACACGUCAUGAUAUUAUUAAGCUGGCAGUGUGGGCGCCGUCCCGUCGCCGAUCUAUAUACAUACAUAUUUUUAUUCUUCCACGUGUAAAAAUCUAUUCGUACUGUCCAAUUUUGUUCGUUUUUUUCAUCUUCAUUAUUAUUAUUUUUUAUUAUUAUUAUUAUUUUUGUUUCCCUCACCUCGUUUGUAUUUAAUUAUUUCUACGAUGAUAUAUUAUUAUUAUAUUUAUACAUAUAUUGUGUCUGUGAUUUUUUUAACCGAGUUUACAAUCAUCAUUAUUGGCAAUGUUAUCAUAUUAUAUUAUAAUAGUAUAGGUAUGCCAAAACGUUUGCGCAAUACGUACGAGUCUGUUUUCAGUUUGUCCGAAAAUUCAAAGUACGAAAUAGUUGGUUGGGGAGGAGGUGGACACUGUUACACUAUAUUAUUAUUAUAAUAAAUUUAGUUUUUUCGUUGUAAUAAAAAUUAAUUUUAAUUUUUGCAUACAUAGAGUAUGAACAUUAAAAAUAAAAAAACACAGACAUUUAAAUUGUAAAUAUUUAUUUUAGUUUAAACAUUUUUUUUAAUGCUUUAUUACAUUCACUGCCAGUUCUAAUUUAAUCGGUGGUUAGUUUUGAGUUUAAGUCUCUUGAAUUAAAGUUCCAAAAAU